Messenger RNA from Saccostrea echinata, 1234 nucleotides. RefSeq names its product isocitrate dehydrogenase [NAD] subunit gamma, mitochondrial-like. The record is from RefSeq and is a predicted model, not a curated record. Gene Ontology annotation, biological process: tricarboxylic acid cycle; isocitrate metabolic process. Bases 3 to 1172 code for a protein of 389 amino acids. The transcript has 13 exons. Lineage: Eukaryota; Metazoa; Mollusca; Bivalvia; Ostreida; Ostreidae. Gene Ontology annotation, molecular function: NAD binding; magnesium ion binding; oxidoreductase activity, acting on the CH-OH group of donors, NAD or NADP as acceptor. Gene Ontology annotation, cellular component: mitochondrion.
CAAUGGCGGCGCCCAUGCAACGUUCAAUUUUAAAGUUAUUGAAAUCAACAUCUGGCGGUUUAAAAAGAUCUAUAAGUGGAUCAAAUAGAGUAACUGGAAGUCUUUUUAAUCAACAACGCCGAGACUAUUCAACAGAGCCUCAAUAUAGUAAAUAUGGUGGAAGAACUACGGUGACGGCCUUGACAGGAGAUGGAGUUGGACCCGAGUUGUUAUCCUACGUAGAGGAAGUGUUCAGAUAUGCAGGUGCCCCUGUAGAUUUCGAGAACUUGGAAAUAAAUGCCAGCACAAGCAAUGAAGAAACACUACACAGUGCUAUUUUGUCAGUGCAGCGCAAUGGGAUAGCUCUUAAAGGGAAUAUUGAGAGCAAAUUUGAUGAACCAGGUUUUAAAUCUAUGAAUGUUGAACUAAGGACAAAGUUGGAUUUAUUUGCCAGUAUUGUGUGGUGUAAAUCUAUCGCUGGAGUUCAAACUCGACACCAGAAUCUAGACAUCAUCUUAAUACGGGAAAAUACGGAGGGAGAAUACUCAAACUUGGAAUAUGAAAUUGUACCAGGCUGUAUAGAGAACUUGAAGAUCAUAACAGCAGCAAAGUCUACCAAGAUUGCUAAAUAUGCAUUUGAAUUUGCCAAGACCCAUGGAAGAAAGAAGGUCACAGCUAUUCACAAGGCAAACAUCAUGAAAUUAGGAGAUGGACUUUUCUUAGAAUCCUGUAGAAAGGUGGCCUGUCAGUAUCCAGAUAUUGAAUUCAGUGACAUGAUUGUGGACAAUGCUAGUAUGCAGAUGGUGUCUAAGCCGCAGCAGUUUGACGUCCUGGUGAUGCCCAAUCUCUAUGGUAACAUUCUCAGUAACAUCACCGCUGGAUUGGUCGGAGGCCCUGGGGUGAUUCCCGGGAUGAACAUUGGAGACAAUUACGCUGUCUUUGAAAUGGGAACUAGAAGUUCUGGACGCAGUAUGAAGGGAAAGAAUAUUGCCAAUCCUACAGGAAUGCUGUUAGCCAGCUGUGAUAUGCUGGAUUACAUUGGCUAUACCCACCAUGCUAAAUUGAUCCGAGAGUCUGUGAUGAAGGUGCUGUCUGAGGAUAAAAUCCAGACUCCAGAUUUAGGAGGCCAGGCAACGACACUGGAAGUCGUACAGGCCAUUAUAGAUGAUAUUAAGCCAAAAACCUCUAGCUGAGGAGCAAUGAAGAAAAAAAACCACUAGUGAAUCAAAAAACCUGUCCAAGAGAAGUUCAAAUG